AUGUUGCAAUACAUACUCGUGUUACUUGUGAUAGUUCUUGUAGUGUCAGCUCAAAGAAUAAAAAGUAAGAAGUUGCCGAAAUUACACGAAGAAAUAAAAACACAAUUUUCGUAUAUACCAUUCAUUGGACACGCGCAUCAUUUUUUUGGGAGUAGUGAAGAUCGUAUGAAUAGACUUAAAGAGCUAGCGUAUCAGGCUUACAAAAAUAAACAUGGCAUCGUCAAUGUAUGGCUCGGCAAUACAUUGUAUUAUGGUAUAUCUGAUCCUGAAGCUGCAAAAUUGCUUUUAAAAUCUUAUCUCGACAAGGGCCCCUUGUCCAGACUUGCACAUCACCUGAUCGGCGACGGCUCCAUCUUCUCCUCUGUGGACACGUGGCGUCAUCGGCGCAGAAUCCUUUGUCAUGCCACUGCAUCGAAGCACACAAACAAUUUCAUGGAAAUCUUUGAACGUAACAGCAACGUGCUAGUGCAGCAGCUCGCGCGAGUCGCCGGCAAGGGUGACGUCUCGUGUUUUGAUUUCGUCUACUCCUGCUCGUUGAACUCCUCUUGUGAAACAGAAUUUGGAGAAUGCGUGCAAGAAAAUUCGGAACAUACCUUUCGACAAGCGUUUAUCGAGUACUACAACAAUUUAUCAGUUCGUCCGUUUCAGUUUUGGUUGCACAACGAUGCUGUUUACCGAUGGAUGCCAGUUUAUCGCAAGCAAGUCAAGGCACGAAAUAUAAUUCAUGACUUCGUUACAAAAUUAAUACAAAGAAGAAAGAACGCUUUAAAGUCUACUCACCAAGAAAAUCAUAAGCUUAUUUAUUUCGAUGCAAAAGGUAACAAUAAAACGGAGUCCUACACAGAGCUGUUAAUGAAGUAUUCCGGGGGAGACAAAGGUUAUUCGGACACAGAGUUGCUCGAGGAGUCACUUAUGAUGCUCAUGGCCUCUACCGACACCUCGACAAUCGCCAUUUGCUUUACAUUGAUUCUAUUGUCACAAUAUCGCGAUGUGCAGGAAAAGAUUUACAAAGAAAUCCAUUCAGUGGUCGGUGACUCCGGCAGAAUAACACUAAACGAUAUCAACAAACUGGAAUACUUAGACGCAGUUAUAAAGGAGUCUCUGCGCCUCUACCCGCCAGUGCCCGUCAUUAUAAGAUAUAGUGACAAAGAUUUCGAAUUACCUUCAGGUUUGCAAGUGUGUAAAGGGGACCAUCUUGUAAUCCAUAUAUGGGGCAUACACCGCAACCCGCAGUACUGGGGCAAAGAUGCGGAAGAAUUCCAGCCGGAGCGGUUUCUAAACGUAACGCCGCAGCAACUGUAUGCAUUUAUACCGUUCAGUUAUGGUACUCGAAAUUGUGCCGGGGUUCGCCACGCUAUGAUUUUCCUAAAGACGACGUUGGCGAACAUCAUACACAAGUACCACAUCGAGCCACCUACCAGCUACGAAUGUGAAAAUCCAUUAAGAGUUAAGUUCGUAGUGACGAUGAAACACGUGCAUGAUUAUAAGUUGCAGAUGCGAAGUAGAGUU
Messenger RNA from Brenthis ino (lesser marbled fritillary), 1509 nucleotides. Lineage: Eukaryota; Metazoa; Arthropoda; Insecta; Lepidoptera; Nymphalidae. The record is from the annotation of a GenBank genome assembly.